Messenger RNA from Eufriesea mexicana, 1582 nucleotides. RefSeq names its product katanin p60 ATPase-containing subunit A-like 2. The record is from RefSeq and is a predicted model, not a curated record. The transcript has 7 exons. NCBI's taxonomy places the organism in Eukaryota, Metazoa, Arthropoda, Insecta, Hymenoptera, Apidae. Gene Ontology annotation, molecular function: ATP hydrolysis activity; ATP binding. Bases 1 to 1395 code for a protein of 464 amino acids.
AUGCAUCUAUCAGUAACUGAAAUUGUAAGAUUAAAAUUGGUGUGGUAUGAUAAAACUUGUGCUACACUGACUCAAGAAGCCACACUAUCUCCAGAUAUCCAGAUCUGCGACAAUAUUGAUUUGGAUGUGAUUUUUAAGGAGUACGAUGGCUACUAUAAGACGAAGUUCAAUAAGUAUCCUAUGCUGUGUAAGAAGGUUGCUAAGAAUGCAAACACAACAUCUUGCAGAGAAUAUAAGACAAAAGUCAGAUCAACUGGCAAACAAACAAAAACUGAGCAAGUGAAAGAGAAGAAUGCACAGCAACAGAUGGAUGAUGAUCCCGUGAACGAUUUUAACCAUUCAUUGACAAUAACGCCGAUUUUCGCCCACGAGCACAGGGAUGGAUCUUUAUCGCAAAAUAGUAUCCCGAAGGAACAAUCUAUGCAAUCAAAAAUUUCAAAAUGCAUUGAAAAACUCUAUUCGGCAAAUUCGGAAUUGCGAAAGAUCGCUGAAGACGUGUCAAAUGAAAUAGUUUUAAACAAUUUAAAUGUACAUUGGGAUGACGUAAUAGGCUUAGAACAAUGUAAAAAUGCUGUCAAGGAAGCCAUCGUAUAUCCUCUUAAAUAUCCUAUUUUCUUUGCCAAGUUAUUUUCUCCCUGGAAAGGUAUUCUUUUAUAUGGACCACCUGGUACAGGCAAGACGAUGUUAGCGAAGGCAGUAGCGACCGAAUGUAAUUGCACCUUCUUCAAUAUUACGGCUAGUUCGUUAGUCAGUAAAUGGAGAGGUGAUUCUGAAAAGUAUAUACGUGUUCUGUUUGAUCUUGCCUACAGUCAUUCACCCACAAUUAUUUUCAUUGAUGAAAUAGAUUGGAUAGCUACAGUAGAAAAUAAUUUAUUGUCGGAACCUGCAAAAAGAUUUAGAUCAGAACUUCUGACAAGAAUGGAUGGAUUGGUAUCUACUGAAAAUUCAAAUGUAGUUCUUUUGGCUGCAACUAAUUCUCCAUGGAACAUUGAUGCAGCUUUACUUAGACGACUUGAGAAACGAAUAUACGUUUCAUUACCCGAUGAAAUUACUCGUCUUCAUAUGUUCAGAUUAUAUCUUAGCGAUGAGAUGUUGGAAGAUCAGAAUGAAAUAAACAUGAUAUUGGAAAUGACUAAAAGUUAUUCUAGUGCAGACAUAAAAUUGCUUUGUAAACAAGCAUGGAUGACACAAAUAAGUCCAAUAUGCAAGCAACUCGAUCAAAAAGAAAUAUCUAUUACACAUUUGAUAUAUAAAUUAAAAGAUUUUGAAGUAUUAAAACAAUUAAUUGGGCAAAUAUCACCUACAGUUACAAACAUAAAUAAAUACACUCAGUGGGACAAUCAUAAAACAAACAAACAAAUAUUAAAAAAUACAACAGCAUAUAAUUAUAACUAAAGAUAGGUAUCUUUACCAAUUUGCAACCACUUCCUAAAUACUGUUCUUUAGGUACAAAUUAUAUGCACGAGGUAUACCCAGAGUAACUAUGAUGACUACAUAGUUACUAUGAUAAUUACUAUAGACGAUAGCUAUUGCUAAUCUUUUGGUGUAAUAUUGUGUAAUAUUAUAUUAUCUAUAAUAUAUA